Molecule: messenger RNA, 2696 nt
Organism: Cucumis melo (muskmelon)
Lineage: Eukaryota; Viridiplantae; Streptophyta; Magnoliopsida; Cucurbitales; Cucurbitaceae
Product: heat stress transcription factor A-2
Exons: 4
Coding region: 147-1250 (367 amino acids)
Biological process (GO): regulation of transcription by RNA polymerase II
Cellular component (GO): nucleus
Molecular function (GO): DNA-binding transcription factor activity; RNA polymerase II cis-regulatory region sequence-specific DNA binding
Source: RefSeq, a predicted model, not a curated record
ACAUUCCACUCCGACGCCAUUAAAAUUCAGUUGCUUCCCUCUAUUUAUCAAUCAAUCAAACUCUAAACACACAUUUCUUCUUCAAUUAAUCAAGCUCAUUAACCUCUCAAUCUUUGAUUAACUACGCGCUUACGAUCAAACCUGUAAUGGAUGAACUGAAAGUGAAACCGGAGGAAUCACUUGUGGCCACCGCCACCGCCACUGCCACCGCGUCUUCUUCUUCUUCUUCUUCCUCUUCAUCCGUCACUCCCCAGCCGAUCUCAGGCUUACACGACGUUGGUCCACCUCCAUUUCUGACGAAGACCUUUGAAAUGGUCGAAGAUCCAUUGACGGACUCUAUUGUUUCCUGGAGUAGAGCUCGUAAUAGUUUCAUCGUUUGGGAUUAUCACAAAUUCUCUAGUACCUUGCUGCCUCGUUACUUCAAACACUCCAAUUUCUCUAGCUUCAUUCGUCAACUCAAUACUUAUGGUUUUCGUAAAGUCGAUCCUGAUCGAUGGGAGUUUGCGAAUGAGGGGUUUCUGGGCGGACAGCGGAAUCUGCUAAGAACCAUAAAGAGGAGAAGACAUUCACACCAAAGCAUUCAGCACCAUGGAGGAACAUGUGUUGAAUUAGGGCAAUUUGGACUGGAAGCUGACCUUGAGAGGUUGAGAAGGGACAGAAGCACGUUAAUGGCGGAAUUAGUGAGAUUGAGGCAGCAACACCAAAGCUCAAGAGAGCAAAUAAUGGCCAUGGAGGAUAGGUUAGAGAAAGCAGAGAGUAAACAGAAGCAGAUCAUGACGUUCCUCAGCAAAGCCCUCAAGAAUCCUUCAUUCGUUCAGAAAUUUAUUAAUAGUAAUCAGGGAAGGGAAUUGAGAGGCGUAGAAAUUGGAAGAAAGAGAAGACUAACUGCCAGUCCAAGUGUAGAGAAUCUCCAGGAUGAGAAUGUACCAGUAGCUGUUAAACAAGAAGAGCUAGAAACUUCUGAACCAGAUAUAGAGACGCUCUUAACAGUCAACUUUGAAGACGAGUCAAGCAUUGAGAUCGCGGACCCUGUUUCCGACAUGGGUCAUUCUGUCCACGAGGAAUCGGGGAUCUUCAGUCAAUUUUGGGCUGAAGAUUUUGUAGCUGUCCAUCCAGAAGAACCCACAAUCGUUGUUAAUCAAUCAGACAUUGAUGUGGAAGUGGAGGAUCUGAUUGCUGAACCCCCAGAUUGGACUGAGGACUUGCAGGAACUUGUCGAUCAAAUGGGGAUUCUCCGAUCGAAGCCGUAGAUAUAACAGUAGUUAAUAUGUUUGCCAUUUUGCUUCUCUUCGUGUGGAAUAGGUUUCAGCUGGCUCGUGUAGGAAGGAACGGUGGAUGUUGCAGGGGAGCCAGAGAUUGUUCCUGUUUCCUUAUAUCCUUUGAAACUCAUUGGCUUUUUCAAUAUUAUGUACUUAAUAUUCUUGGUUGUGUUCAAUUGGUUUGUGGUUAUUUUUUUUGUUCAUCCAUGGUUUUAUUUGCAGGCAUGUGCAGAGAAAGGAAGCCUGCGAGAAGAUUCAGUCAUAUUCUUAUUUCUUUACCAUUAAGUCAGAGUAACUAUUCCAUUCAUUAAUUGGAACCCAAUAACUGCUAUUCAUUUGAAAUAAGAAGAAUUCGCAUGGUUGUUUUCUCAAGAGGAAGAAAAUUGAUAAACCUAGAGGUAGUUGGUCUCUUUUUCUCUCUCUCUAGAAUGCUCCUUACAGGACGAGAGCUUUUGAUCAAUGGCCCCGUAGGCACACAUUUGAGAUUCCUUGUAUUUAUUGCUUUGCUGGGAUUGAACACGCAGCAAGAUAAAAUGGGCCCUGAACCAUAGAAUUGUUUUCCUUUUCCCUCACGUUUAGGGGAUCGGAAAAUAAAAUAUCGGUUCUUUAUUCCAGGGAAGUCAAUGAUCCAGUGAAACAAGAUAUGAACUACUCAAAUCAUUCCAGGCAGAAAGAAGGAUGAGUUCCAUUUACAUGAAAAUGCGACAAAUCAGAGGUUUUGUUAGGGGCACCAGAGGCAGAAGCUUUAGAUGGGCGCUGUCACAGACUCACAGGCACCCUGGGGCUGGGAAUCCCCAUAUAUGAGAGCCUAGGAGACAUCCUGAUUUUCGGGCUCGGCCGUGGUGAAGGUAUUGGAAGCGAGCCUCCGAAGAAACCUGGUGACGGUCUUGGUGACAAGUUCACUUGCUCCAGUGCUCGUGCUUGCAACUCUGCUGGAUACUCCUUCACACAACCUAUUCUGGGGCCAACUCCACUGCUCCAUCUGCAUAGCAAGCGCUUUGGAAUGUCUAUCAACGCUGCCUCUCUGCUGCUACCCUGAUUUUCUUGCUGCUCAUUAGUUGUAACCAACUUGACGGGUACUGCCAAAUCAACAUCAUCUGCAACCAUGUCUUGUGAAGAUGUUGCCGCAGAUGUUUCCUCGCUCGUGUUGUUAAGCGAGUAGUUGUCAUCAUCUACCGAACACCUCUGAGUAAUUAGGAAGAAAUCCCCAUUGAGAAAAUAUCAUGCAAUCUGAAAAGAAGCUGAUAUAGAAAAUUACAUCCAUGUAGUUAUAUAUCUAAUUUCUUACCUUAACGUUGGUCAAGUCCACUGUAUGUUCUUCAAGGAAACUAAUGAACUCCUUAAAAUUGUUCUCUGUUGGGAGGUAAUGACCACUGUAUGGCCAUAUAGCCUAAAGAAAAUUCAAAUGAAAACAUCACCCUAUGAAUUACUCGUUCA